Cuculus canorus (common cuckoo) is the source of this 6330-nucleotide messenger RNA. It is a transcript of the gene KLHL28, whose product is annotated as kelch like family member 28. The transcript has 5 exons. Bases 214 to 1929 code for a protein of 571 amino acids. NCBI's taxonomy places the organism in Eukaryota, Metazoa, Chordata, Aves, Cuculiformes, Cuculidae. Gene Ontology annotation, molecular function: protein binding. The record is from RefSeq and is a predicted model, not a curated record.
GGAGCGAGCGGAGGCUGCGAGGCGGCGUUGAGGGCGGGCAGGGUCUCGCCGCGCGUCGUCGCGCCUCCCGCCCGCAGGUGAGCGCUGAGGGCCCGCUGCCGCCCUGCUCGGCGCGAGGAGCGGCUUCGGGCCCAGCGGGGGCGGCCGCUGCUCCAAGGGAACGGGAAAGGUGGAGGGGCGGCUGCGGCCCGGCGGCACCGGCAGGGCCUUCUGAUGGACCAGUCGUCUCCAGCCUACAUGCUCGCCAACCUAACCCACUUGCAUUCCGAGCAGCUCCUCCAAGGCCUGAACCUCCUGCGCCAGCAUCACGAGCUCUGCGACAUCAUCCUUCGAGUCGGCGAUGUCAAGAUCCACGCCCACAAAGUGGUGCUUGCCAGCAUCAGUCCGUACUUCCAAGCCAUGUUCACUGGGAACCUUUCAGAGAAGGAGAACUCGGAGGUGGAGUUCCAGUGCAUCGCGGAGGCGGCCCUGCAGGCCAUCGUGGAGUACGCCUACACAGGAACAGUGCUCAUCUCGCAAGACACUGUUGAGUCGCUGCUCCCGGCCGCCAAUCUCCUUCAGAUCAAGCUGGUGGUGAAGGAAUGUUGUGCGUUUCUGGAAAGCCAGCUCGACCCUGGCAAUUGCAUUGGGAUCUCUCGUUUUGCGGAGACCUAUGGCUGCCAUGACCUCUACUUGGCUGCCAACAAAUACAUCUGCCAGAACUUUGAGGACGUUUGUCAGACGGAGGAGUUCUUUGAGCUGACACACUCUGAAUUGGAUGAAAUAAUUUCUAAUGACUGCUUGAACGUUGUGACAGAGGAAACAGUGUUCUACGCCCUGGAGUCCUGGAUCAAGUAUGAUGUGCAGGAGCGGCAGAAGUACCUGGCCCAGCUGCUGCACUGUGUUCGGCUGCCGCUGUUGAGCGUGAAGUUUCUGACAAGGCUGUAUGAAGCAAACCACCUCAUUCGUGAUGACCACACAUGUAAACACCUGCUGAAUGAAGCCCUGAAGUACCACUUCAUGCCUGAGCACAGACUGUCCCACCAGACCAUGUUGAUGACACGGCCUCGCUGUGCUCCCAAAGUUCUCUGUGCUGUGGGUGGAAAAGCUGGACUGUUUGCAUGUUUGGAAAGUGUUGAAAUGUAUUUUCCGCAGAAUGACUCCUGGAUAGGCCUGGCACCUCUUAGCAUUCCUCGCUACGAGUUUGGCAUAUGUGUCCUGGACCAGAAGAUCUAUGUGGUAGGUGGCAUCGCCACCCAUGUGUGUCAAGGUAUCAGUUACCGCAAGCACGAGAAUUCGGUGGAGUGCUGGGACCCCGACACAAACACAUGGACGUCUCUGGAAAGGAUGUUUAAAAGCCGGAGCACGCUGGGAGUGGUUGUGCUGGCAGGAGAGCUCUAUGCCCUGGGAGGCUAUGACGGGCAGUCUUAUUUGCGGACUGUGGAGAAAUACAUCCCUAAAGUGAAGGAGUGGCAGCCUGUGGCCCCGAUGAACAAAACCAGAAGCUGUUUUGCUGCAGCCGUCUUGGACGGGAUGAUAUAUGCUAUCGGAGGAUACGGUCCUGCCCACAUGAACAGCGUGGAACGUUAUGAUCCAAGUAAGAACUCGUGGGAGACGGUAGCUUCCAUGGCUGAUAAACGAAUCAACUUUGGCAUCGGGGUGAUGCUGGGAUUCAUUUUCGUGGUAGGGGGACACAAUGGUGUCUCUCACCUGUCGAGCAUCGAGAGGUACGACCCGCAUCAAAACCAGUGGACGGUGUGUCGGCCCAUGAAGGAACCCAGAACAGGUGUUGGAGCAGCUGUAAUUGAUAAUUACCUUUACGUUGUCGGAGGUCAUUCGGGGUCAUCCUAUCUGAACACUGUCCAGAAAUACGAUCCCAUCUCAGACUCCUGGCUGGACUCUGCUGGGAUGAUGUACUGCCGGUGCAAUUUUGGUUUGACUGCACUUUGAUGAACAGCAGGACUUCACGGACCUGAUGCAAAGAUGGAGCUUCAUCUGCUUGCAAGUAAAGCCUGCUGGUGGAGACCGUAAGCUGCGUUUCUUGAAGUUGGAAAGCUAGGGGAAUGCAGUGAAGUUGAGAUUGAAAGGAGGAAGUCUUUGUGUUCUUCCAGUAAUCGACCUUUAUUACUUCAGCGACGUGGGUAGCAGGAGUGAAAAGCUGCUUCCCAGCUGGUUUUAGAUAGCAUCCUGUGAAGGGCCGCGGAUUUGAGAGAGUGCCGUACGCGCCUGGGAUAUGGUUAGCAAACACUGUCUGCCCAACCCCAACACUCCAGAGCGUUUCACUCCCCCCCCCCCCGCCUACUAUGGACAUGAAGUUUACUGUGCUUGGGCGAGAGCUGUGCGAAUGUGUUGUGUGACUGGAGAGUUCACUGGUAGCUGUCUGGUUGUGUCUUCACGUUAAGAGAAUGCCAGUGCUUCAUGAUAUUUUUUACGAACAGUAACUAAAGGGCUGCCUUGUUCCUGUAUCUCAAGGUCUGUAAAUAAUAAACGCCAUAGUCUGUUGCCUGUACGCUCUCCUUGUUACCCGCUUGCUGGUAGGAGGGCUGGGAUGGCGAGUAGCUAACUGCUGAAAGAAACUCACAAGGCAAAUUUGUUGCCUCUCAAUGAAGUUUUUGGAUCUGAUGAAGUGAAAUCACCUUUAUAAUUUUCCCUUAUGUUUUCUUUUUUGUGGAUAAAUGAGUGCUAAGUUAAAUGACUUAAUCUCUGCUGUGUGUAUUCGGCUGUAACACAAGGGAAAAUUACAGCAGCCGUGUGUCGGAAGGUGCCACAGCAGCAUUUGUAGCAUGAUAGAAAAUAACUACUCAAACACAAAUCCGUCCCGUCCUCCUCCCGAACACACUUGUGUCCAGAUUCUGUAUGACUCCCUUUUCUUAAACGAAUGUAUGAUUACUUUCUCAGAGUGUUCUGACAUAAAACCGGUGCUAAAUGUAGGACUCAACAAUAAGGCUGUUACUGACUUUAGUGCGAUAUGCGUACAGCAUGGUUGUUUUGAUUGUUGUCGUGGGUUUGUUUAUCUGCUUGAUACAUCCGUGCCUCUGGAGACUGUCAGGAAUAACCCCAUGUACUGAAUGAGCUCUGUGUGUUACCUUAUUUCUUUUCCAGAAGAUCUCCGUUCGUUGUUCCUGUUCUCACAAAUAGAUAGGGAGCAAGUAGCGAGUCUUGGGUUCUUCUUGCCUUUAACAGGAGUCACAGUGAUGAGAAGCAGGGGGCGUCACUGCUCACCCCAACGCACGUCCUGUAUGAUGGAGGCAUGAUGGUGGGUUCCUGUGAUUAACCAGAGAGACAACUUCCGAUAGCCCUAGACACAGUGAAAACUGGGGCGGAGAACCCACAGCAUCGCUUUCUAUUUAUAACUAUUAUUUAAAAUAGAUGGCUGAAUAAAUCUGAAUUAUAGCUAAUUUAGAAAAAUUUCAUUUGUCUUCUGAUUUUAGCUAGGAAUCGCAGUUCUCUUUUGUUUCUGUUUCGAUGUCUGUACCUGCAUUGCCAGGCCUAUUACGGAAGAGCUUUUCUGCCUCUGGAGGUCCUUUUUCUUGUUUUAACAUGUUAAUUAAUGUUAGUUUCCCCUUGUUUUUCAAGCCCGUGUAGUAUUAUUUUUGAAGGUGCAAUAAUAUUUGAAAUAGUUGCUUUAAAAGCCAUUUCUUUUUAGGUCUGUGAAGCGGAGGGGUGUGAGUGUGCUCGAUUUGUUCUGUGCUCCUGCGAAGCCGACCAGUGCCGGGCAGCCAGCGGUAUUCUUUGUUCUUCCAUACGCUAGCAGGCAGGGUUCAAACAGGCAAGGAGCCGAGCGUGUCUUUGCCGUAAAUCGUUAUUCUUAGAUAAAUGAGUGUUUGCACAAGAUGGUAAAAUCCUGCACGUGUUCUUCAGCUUUGGUAGAACUAAAUAGGACUUAAAAAGCAUAUAAAGUUAACAAUUUCAGCAUUGUCAGUGCGGGUUUUGACCCAGAUAUACAGCAAUAAUGGCCUGAUGUAAUGCCUCGGGUGACUCUGGGUAGGGCAUGUGCAGCGACCUGGCUGUGCUGUGUGUGGGCAGGAGAAGGAGGGAGCAGCUUUGGGGAGGAGAGGCGAUGGUCUGGCCUUGUGCCCAGGCUGUGCCCCAUCAUUGUGUUUGGGUGAGCGCUCGUGCUGGAGGUUCCCAUGUGCUGGUUCGCUUUCCAGUCUGUCUUGUGGAGGUGCCGUCGAUUAUUGUAUUUCCUAUGUGCACCAGAGAGACAGCUGCUUAGCAAACAGAUAUUAAAGUAAGGAAAAUUCCUUCCCUAAAGGAAAAGCUUAUGCCUUUUAUUUAUUAGAGGCUUUCCCUGCGGUUUGGUACAUGCAGUAGGAUUACCUGAGUGGAGAUCACAGAAUCACAGAAUGACCCGAGUCAGAAGGGACCCACAAGGAUCAUUGAGUCCAACCCCUGUCCCUGCACAGGACACCCCCAACAUUCACACCACAGGGUGAGGGUGUUGUCCAAACGUUUCUGGAAUACCGUCAGGCUCGGCAACAUGGUUGCUUCCCUGGGGAGCUGUUCCAAUGCUCCACGACCCUCUAGGGGAAGAACCUUCCCCUAAAAUCCAACCUAAUUUCCUAUGGCACAUCUUCCUGCCAUUCCCUCAAGUCCCAUCAUUGGGCACCAGACAGAAGAGCUCAGCGCCUGCUCCUUCCCUUGUGAAGAAGCUGUAAACUGUGAUGAUGUGCCCUCUCAGCCUCUUCCAGGCUGAACAGACCAAGUGGCUUCAGCCUGUCCUCAUACGGUUUCCCCUCCAGACCCUUCACCAAGUCCGUGCCCUCUUCUGGACGCUCUCCAGUACCUUUAGAUCCUUUUUCCCCUGUGGUGCCCAGAACUGCACCCGAGACUUGAGAUGGGGCAGCCUCAGUGUGGAGCUGAGCGGGACAGUCCCUUCCCUGGCCUGGCUGGUGAUGCUAUGCUGGAUGCACCCCAGGACACGAUUGCCCCUCUCGGCUGCCAGGGGACCGCUGGCUCAUGUUCAGCUUGCUCGUAUGGAUGUUCUGACCAGAAGUGUCGUUGAGCGCUGAUUUCAGUCAGUGAAGGGUAUAGAAAUCUGAAGAAAUCUGUGGAAUUCUGAAGUGGAACAUAGCAGCACAAAGUUUUUUGUAUGCAGGCUUGGUAUGAAGAGUGGGAAUAACACCUGCUGAAAUACCGUGCUGCUGUUAGAUGAUCUGUUCAGGUCGGAGCGGAUCCAACAGCAACUCCAGUGAGGGAUCUGUCCCUUCAAAUCAGUUGCCCAGGGAAUUUGUGGCUGCCCCAUCCCUGGAGGUGUUCAAGGCCAGGUUGGAUGGGACUUGGAGCUCCUGAUCCAGUGGGAGGUGUCCCUGCCCAUGGCAGGGGGUGGCACUGGAUGGGCUUUGAGGUCCCUUCUAACCCGUUCUGUGAUUCUAUGAUCUCCAUUUGCUGUUAGGCUGCCUGUCCUGUUCCCUGAAGUGCUUGGUUGUAGGAAAAUCAGACUCGACAGUCUGUUUAAACCUGCGUUUAAACAACACCACUCUCAUUGUGACAUCCGUCUUGCCGUUUAACAAUUAAGGACCUUCAAACAAGAUGUCAUACAACCACAAAUUAUCAUCCAGUUCUAUUUUUUAAUCACUCAAAAUGGUCUAUAAAGCACUUUAAAUGGGUGUGAGUGUACGUACAGUUCCUGAGUUUCUCCUUCUUUUUAAGAUACCCAUCUGUGAGAUUCUCAACAGCCUCUCCUCCCAGGAAUGCUUUUCUUCCAGAAAGCCUUGUUGGAAUUACUUGAGGGGUGAAUGUGUCCAGCAUGCGUUCCAAGCGAUUCACCGUGUCUUGGCGAACGCGUCACUCCUGUCAAUCUGCCAUCUGUAAGUCCCCAUCCACUGUGUGAAACAAUGCAAAAUGUCCAAGCUUGCCUUAAAUCCUUGAUAUUUAUCUGAAAAGCAAAGAACUGGAUGAUAAUUCCUAUUUUUUUUGCCUUAUGCGCUGUGCUGUAUUUUAAACCCAAGGAUAAUGAUAACUUUUAGCAGGAUUUAAUAACUGUACAUAGAAUAGCAAGCUGCACCCGGACUUGGCUGGGGGCGGGAGUACAGAGUGAUCUGUGUAGUUUUGUGUGCGUAGGUUGUUUUUAUGUGCACAUCUUUUUUUAGCAGCAGCGUUCUGGUUUUGUUAUUGUUUACAAAGCGGCGUUUGAGUUCGACAGCACAAUAGCUGCACCCUGCAUCCUCGGUCUGUGCCCCGUGUGUUUGCUCCGUGGUGAUGCUCUGUAAGUGCUAUUGUAGCCGUUCCACUGAAUGUGAAACAGUUCAGUAAAUAAACCUGGGGAAAAGCUUGGUUUUACCCUGUUCAUUGGGGGGUGAAUGUAAAUAUGCUCUCGCUGUUGUCUUCUUUCCCACGGCAGUGCCUCAG